AUGCAUUUCAAGUUCUUAUCCACUCUGCUGUUUGCGACUUUAGUGGCGGUGCUGGCCGCCGAUGCAGAAGCAGACUCAUGGCCUUCGGCGCCUGUCUCGACGAUAGUCCUCGAAGCGGCAUCCACACCUCGUGGGAACGAGUUGUUGGCCUCCGAAACUAUCCCAAAGCCCCGACCAAAGGCUUGUCGUGCUAAAGGUCAGGCUCAGCAACCCUUGCCUGGCCCAUCAGAGGGUGCCACAGGCUCGGGUCAUUCCUCUGGAGGCGAUGAAGGUCAUUCUGGGCCUGGGCCAGGCGGAGGGUGGCAGUAUGGACCCGGGUCUUCGGCUUCUGAUGCGCCUAUGGCGACUCUACUCCCGAAGUUGCAUUGGACCCAGGAUCAGUCAGAUCUGGACCACGUGCGGCCAAGCAACAGCCGGGACCAGUACUAUAUGCCUGAUGGCGCCGGGCCUGGUGACGCUCAUCAAUUCGGCUGGGUAAAAGCUGACUAUGUCGAUAACGCCGUUAUGCUGGACCACUCCAACCUGUUCACUUGGAAUCACGACGCGGCCAGUGAAAACCUUGCCAUCACUUUCAAAAACCCCAGUGCUUUCCAAAUCGCUCAUACCAUGUGGCAUUCCGGCAUGAUCUUUACUUUCUACGACGGCAGCUGUGGCCCGGCACUGAACUGCUACAUAAUCGCUCAGGACUUUGCAUUCGACGAGUCGAGUCAGAAAUGCUCUGUAACAACGAAAUCGGCAAACUUCGACGAAGUAUGUGAGAAUUUCGAAUUCCAAUGGGGCAACUACAAGCCUGGACAUGGACCAAAGUACCAGUUGACAACGACGUCCCUGCCGCCGUCUUCCACGACGUACACAGCUUCGACGACCUCCUCAAGUAAUUCCACGCCGUCUGCCACUCCCACUGAUUUUGCUCAAGAUUUUGGCUUCAAUCCGGAUGAUGUCAAUUGCACUGCUCCCAAAGAUAAUGUCUACAACUUACCGACUGCUUGCCUUGGCCAAUACUUCGAUGACGACCUGGACGAAACAUACGGCUUGAUUGGCCUGGAAGCCUCUCCCUUCGCUACUUUCGCGACUCAAUUUCCUGGCUUAUUUACAGAAAUUCCCGCCUCGCUUGACGACGACGAGGCGGCCGCUGACAGUGCAGCUUUGGGCUUGACUCGACGCAUGACCGACCACCAACGCCGACUGUUUGCAGCAGCCUGGGAUUUCUUCGGGCUGCCUUCGAAGGACUACAACGUCCCGGUCAUAAAUAAGCAAAUCAGCCUGAACGUACCUCAGCAGAAGAACACGGUGCCCAGCCCCUGGGGACCACAGGUCCUCAUCGCGUCCUAUUCACAACAAUACCAAGGAGGCGCCGCAUCCGGAAAGAUUAACUUGUUCUGCGUGGACUGCGGUGCCUCUGGCACAGCCGAUAUUGCCGGCAGCAUAGUCGUCAACGUGCCAAAAGGCAUCACGUCAGUCAAAGCCGAGCUUGGUGUGAACCUUGCAGUUGGCAUCAAGAUCGGUCUGGAGGCCGAGGCAACGUAUACUCAGACAAUCAACCAGAAACUAUUCGAGGUCGGCUUGCCGGGCCUGGACAUCGGGAUCGCCAGAGUCGGACCUAUCCUGCGAGUCGGUGCCGAUGUGAUUCUGGAUCUCAAGGCUCAGGGAACAGUGCUAGGAGGCGGAACAUUCAGCAUCACAGAUGCCAAAGCAUCGAUUGAUGCUAUCAGCCUCAGCGGGACGUCAUCUGGAUGGAAUCCAUCCUUCAACCCUGUAUUCGAGGCUCAAGGCUCAAUCGCAGCCAGCGCCGAGCUCGGUCUCCCUAUAGAACUCGCGCUCGGCGUAUCUGUUGGUGUCUCUUCGCUAAGCUUUUCUGCUGGCGUUUCUGUAGUCGAGCGGCCAGCAAUCGUCGCCAAGGCUCAGGCAAGUGCAACAGCUAACCUCAACGGAGCUGGGUUCGUCAGUGUCGAUGGGUGCACUGGUAUUAGUGCCGGCCUGACCUUCAAGAACAACUUGUACGCUCUCGCCAACGCUGGGUCGUUCGUCAACAGGAGGUUCGACCUCAAUGAGGUCCCCGAGAUCUCCCUUGUCAGCACUUGCAUCGGACUGCCGCCUGCACCGCCUGCUGAAAAGCGAGCUGACGACUUGCAAUGGGUGUCUCGACGCCAGACCAACAACAACAGCACAGGGCCCAUCAUCGACACAACAGCCCAAACACUCGCCAACGCGACCCUCAAUACCACCACUUUCGUCGUCCCCGAUAGCAACGACCUCUCGUAUAACCGCACCGACGGCUACUACGUCUCCACCCUCGUCGACAGCCAAGGCUCCGUCCAGGUAUACUCCUGCUCCGACGGCAACAGCUACGUCUUCAAGACCGACGAGGACACCCUGGCGUCUGACUGCAUCACCGACUUCAUCAUCUAUCCCGAUCCCACAGACCCGAAUCUCGGCGACUACCUCCUGGUAACAGACGGCGCUGAGGAUGUUUUUGUCUACUACCCAGACGAGAUGAGCGCCGUGGGCGUCUCCCGUAUCCGCACGCUCGACCGCGAUAGCAUUCCCAGGGGGUCAGAGGAGAUUGUUUGGGUUCUGGCGGCGACUGCACCGGGAAGUCAGGUUACUGUGCCUGUGUACUAUCCUGUCGAUAGGCUGGGUAAUACUUUCUACCCGGUUGCGUGUAAGUACACGGCUGAGAGCGGGAUUUAUGACCGUAUGUUCUUGGUCAGGGACCCCGUGGGUGGGGUGAAUAUCUUGACGCAGCAGAACAUCAAGUAUAGUAUCACCGGUGGUGAUGUGCAGAGUUGUGAUCUGCUUCCGUUGAUAGAUGGGGCGAGCUAUGGGCGGGCGGAGGAGAAUGGUGGGUUGUUUGUUUAUGAUACUGAUUGA
Molecule: messenger RNA, 2871 nt
Organism: Cyphellophora attinorum
Lineage: Eukaryota; Fungi; Ascomycota; Eurotiomycetes; Chaetothyriales; Cyphellophoraceae
Exons: 1
Coding region: 1-2871 (956 amino acids)
Source: RefSeq, a predicted model, not a curated record